This is a messenger RNA of Sphenostylis stenocarpa, 1551 nucleotides long. The record is from the annotation of a GenBank genome assembly. Lineage: Eukaryota; Viridiplantae; Streptophyta; Magnoliopsida; Fabales; Fabaceae.
AUGCAGGAUGGGCUCAUGGCUGCUCAUUCAUUUUCCGACAACGCAACAUACAAAUCCUUCAUUGCCCUUCCAUUGCAAAUCACCCAGAGGAAACUCACCUUAAACUCAACCAUGGCCCUUGAAACGCUCCUCGUCAAGGUCAAAACCGCCAUAUCAAACAAGUUCGACUCGGUUCCGCCCAAGCUUCUUAAAAAGAAACCCUCGUUCAAGUCCAAACCAAACGUCGGAGUUUUGGCGUUCGAGAUUGCUGGCGUCAUGUCGAAGCUCCUCCACCUCUGGCACUCGCUAUCCGACGCCACCAUCGUCCGCAUCCGAAACGACGCUGUCAACCUCGAGGGUGUGAGGAAGAUCAUCUCCAACGACGAGUCCUUUCUCCUAGGACUCGCCUGCGCCGAGUUCGCCGAGUCACUCAGAGUCGUGGCGAACUCAGUGACCCGACUCAGCGCGCGCUGCGAGGACCCAAACCUGCGCCCCUUCCAGCAGGACUUCCUCGAGUUCGCAGACUCGGGCCGCGACCCAAACGGAUGGGCCCUCCCUGGCCCAAAAGAAACCGAAUCAAAGCUCAAGAAAAUGGAGCGUUACGUGACGCUCACGGCAACCCUCUACCGCGAAAUGGAGGAGCUCACGGUUCUGGAAAGCGGCUUCAGGAAAGCUAUGAACCACGCUGAGGCCAACAACGUUGGGAGUAAAGACCAGCAAAAACUCUACGAAGUUCAGCAGAAGAUUUUCUGGCAGAAGCAAGAGGUGAAGGAUCUCAAAGAAAGAUCACUAUGGAGCAGGAGUUUCGACAACGUUGUCGUGCUCCUUGUAAGGUUCAGUUUCACUGUUUUAGCAAGGAUUAAGGUUGUCUUUGGAAUCGGUCACCGUAUGCCUUGUCUGUCUCGUACUUUGUCUGCUUCGGCCACUGUUUAUCCAUCUGAUCAAAGCCCUAAUGAUUUCGUUGUUUCUGGGUCAUUGGAGCAAGACUCAAAGCCUGAUGAAGAGGUCAGUGACGAUAUGGGAAGUGGGUUUUUUGAGUCUAACUCGAAGCUUCUGAGGCCACCCGAGAGCACGUUGGGGGCUGCUGGUUUGGCUUUGCACUAUGCGAAUUUGAUCAUAGUGAUGGAGAAGAUGAUAAAGUCACCACACUUGGUUGGGUUGGAUGCAAGGGAUGAUCUGUAUGGCAUGUUGCCGAGGAGCAUAAGGUGGGGUUUGAGGGGGAGGUUAAGAGGGGUGGGGUUUUGUGCGAGUGAUCCUGUUCUUGCUGGUGAGUGGAGGGACGCGUUAGGGAGGAUAUUGGGGUGGUUGUCACCUUUGGCACACAACAUGAUAAAGUGGCAGAGUGAGAGAAGCUUUGAGCAACACAACAUGGUUCCCAAGACCAAUGUGUUGCUGUUGCAGACUUUGUUCUUCGCCAACAAGGACAAGACUGAGGCUGCCAUCACCGAACUUCUCGUGGGAUUGAACUAUAUUUGGAGGUUUGAGAGGGAAAUGACUGCUAAGGCUUUGUUUGAAUGCGCCAAUUCUAAUGGGCUAUUGCUCAAGUUGAGCAAACCAGUUAAUGAGACAUGA